This is a messenger RNA of Knipowitschia caucasica, 276 nucleotides long. Lineage: Eukaryota; Metazoa; Chordata; Actinopteri; Gobiiformes; Gobiidae. The record is from the annotation of a GenBank genome assembly.
AUGGAGGAGGCAGGACCAUGGAGGAGGCAGGCCAUGGAGGAUGCAGGACCAUGGAGGAGCAGGACCAUGGAGGAGGCAGGACCAUGGAGGAGGCAGGACCAUGGAGGAGGCAUGACCAUGGAGGAGGCAGGACCAUGGAGGAGGCAGGACCAUGGAGGAGGCAGGACCAUGGAGGAGGCAGGACCAUGGAGGAUGCAGGACCAUGGAGGUGGCAGGACCAUGGAGGAGGCAGGACCAGGCAGGAUGCAGGACUAUGGAGGAUGCAGGACCAGGUAG